UGGAACUUCCCUGAUGCAACCUUGCAAGUUAGGAAAAUGGCGGAGAAGCCCCUUUUGAGCGAUUCUGCUUUCGAAGCAUUUAAGAGGAGACUUGUUCCUGUUUUAUAUGACUGGUUUAUGCAUUAUCAUCUGGCCUACCCAACCCAGACAUGCAGGUGGGGUCCCCUAGUAGAGGACCUGGGCCACAAGUCGCGGUACCAGGCCUACCUUUCAGAGCAGGUGUUGGACGGGUCGCGGCCCAACACGCUGGUGCUGGCACACAUUGACGUGUUCAAGCCCCAUGUCGCCUCCUGCGAGGCGGUGAGCAGCUGGACGGAGAAGAGCCGCAGCCAGGAGGUGGCCAUCGUGAAGACCAUAUACCACCCGGGGGAGGUAAACAAGGUCCGCGAGCUGCCCCAGCACCCCCAGCUGCUGGUCACCCACACCGACUCCAGCAGCCUGUUCCUGUGGAACAUGGAGCGGCAGCCGGACAGGCGACCGGCGGGGGCGGGGUUGGCGGGGGCGGGGACGAGCACGGGGGGAAAGUCCACCCGCCAGCGCACCUCCUCCGCCUCCGACCCCUCCCUGCCCGACCUGACCCUGGUGGGGCACGAGGAGGAGGCGCAGUUCCCGCUCGCCUGCUCCAGCACCGACCCGCGGGUCGCCAGCGGCGGCAGCGACACGCUGGUGCUGCUGUGGGACCUGGGCGACCACGUCAGCAGCCUGCUGGGGCCGGGAGGGGGAGGGGGAGGGGGCAGGAGGUCGACGCCGGAGCUGAAAGCCCGCUACCGUCUUGAGGGCCACACCGCCACCGUGGGGGACCUGGUCUUCCAGCCCCUCGCCACCUCCUCCCCCUCCCCCUCAUCCGCCCCCUCCGCCCCCUCCGCCGCCUCCUCCAAUGUGUUGCUGAGUGUGGCGGACGACGGGCGGCUGAUCACGUGGGACGUGCGGUCGCAGCGGCCGCGGGUGGGGUGUGUGGAGGCGGCGCACGGGGCGGGGGUGAACGUGCUGUGUGUGGACUGGAGCUCGCUGGACGAUAACAUGGUGGUCACGGGCGCGCAGGACGGCAGCCUGCACGUGUGGGACCGCCGCCGCAUGAGCGCCGCAGCCGACCGCAUCGCGGCCUUCGACGCGCACCGCAACUCGGAGCAGCGAGAGAUCAUUCACGUGGAGUGGCACCCCAGCGCGAGGCAUGUGUUCGCCAGCGGCGCCCAGGACCACACGGUGGCGCUGUGGGACCUCACCCGCACCGCCCACCUGGAUAACAACACCCCUGCCUCCGGAGACCUACCCACAGCAGCAGGGGCAGCGGUAGGUGGAGGAGGGGGUGCUGGUAGGAGCAGUAGGCCGACUGGCAGCAGCGGGGCUGCGACCACAUCAGCGGCUGCGGAGGCGGCAGCUACCGGCCG
This is a messenger RNA of Astrephomene gubernaculifera, 1388 nucleotides long. The record is from the annotation of a GenBank genome assembly. NCBI's taxonomy places the organism in Eukaryota, Viridiplantae, Chlorophyta, Chlorophyceae, Chlamydomonadales, Astrephomenaceae.